AUGAAACUUAGGCUAGAAGGAUAUGCCAUUCUCUUGCUGCCUGUGUACUUGAUAAUAUCUCUGUACAGUAUGCUUGUAUUUAUUCCAUGGUAUUUUCUUACCAAUGCUAAGAAGAAAAAGGCUAUGGCAAAGCGUUUAAAAGCUAAACCCAUCUCGGACAAACCUGGAAGCCCCUACCGUUCUGUCACUCAUCUUGACUCACUAGCAAACAUAAACAUUCCUGGAGCAGACACGUUGGACAAGCUGUUUGACCAUGCUUUAGCGAAGUUUGGGAAGAAGGACUGUCUUGGGACCAGAGAAAUACUGAGUGAAGAAAAUGAAAUGCAACCAAAUGGAAAAGUGUUCAAAAAGUUAAUUUUAGGAACUUACAGAUGGUUAUCCUAUGAAGAAGUAAAUGAGAAAGUGAAUCGCUUGGGGAGUGGAUUGACUGCCCUGGGACUAACCCCAAAGAGUACCGUUGUCAUAUUCUGUGAGACCCGAGCAGAAUGGAUGAUUGCAGCUCUCGCCUGCUUCAAGUACAACUUCCCUCUUGUUACGUUGUAUGCCACCCUGGGUGAAGAGGCAGUAACCUAUGGUCUCAAUGAGUGUGGAGCAUCAUAUCUGGUCACUAGCGUAGAACUUCUCGAGAGCAAGCUUAAGACUGCAUUGCCACAGGUGUCCUGUCUUAAACAUAUCAUUUAUGUGGACAAGAAGACUAUCAAUAAAUCGGAAUACCCUGAAAAUGUGGAGAUUCAUAGCAUGCAGACAGUAGAAGAGCUGGGAGCCAAACCAGAGAACUCAAGCAUUCUGCCAAGCAGACCUGUUCCUACAGACUUGGCUUUAGUAAUGUACACCAGUGGCUCUACCGGGAGACCUAAAGGAGUGAUGAUGAUGCAUAAAAACUUAAUAGCUGGAAUGACGGGACAGUGUGAGAGAAUACCUGGACUGGGGCCCAAGGAUACUUACAUCGGUUAUUUGCCUCUGGCCCACGUAUUAGAAUUGACAGCAGAAAUUUCUUGCAUCACGUACGGCUGCAGGAUUGGCUAUUCCUCUCCGCUCACACUGUCGGAUCAGUCAAGUAAAAUUAAGAAGGGAAGCAAAGGAGACUGUACUGUACUUAAGCCUACACUGAUGGCAGCUGUGCCUGAAAUAAUGGACAGAAUUUAUAAAAAUGUCAUGAGUAAAGUUCAAGAGAUGAACUAUAUUCAGAGAACUCUGUUCAAGAUAGCCUAUGACUACAAAUUGGAACAAAUCAAGAGGGGGUACGAUGCACCUCUGUGUAAUGUGCUACUGUUUAAAAAAGUAAAGGCACUACUGGGAGGGAACGUCCGUAUGAUGCUUUCUGGAGGAGCACCACUCUCGCCACAAACACAAAGAUUCAUGAACAUCUGUUUUUGCUGUCCUGUUGGUCAAGGCUAUGGACUAACAGAAACAUGUGGAGCUGGAACAAUUACAGAAGUUGCUGAUUACAGCACUGGCAGAGUUGGAGCUCCUCUGAUUUGUUGUGAAAUAAAACUGAGAGACUGGCAAGAAGGGGGUUAUACCAAUAAAGACAAGCCUAAUCCUAGAGGAGAAAUUAUAAUUGGUGGACCUAAUGUCUCAAUGGGAUAUUUUAAAAAUGAAGAGAAGACAACAGAAGAGUUCUCCAUUGAUGAGAAUGGUCAGAGAUGGUUCUGUACGGGAGAUAUAGGAGAAUUUCAUCCGGAUGGGUGUCUGCAGAUUAUAGAUCGUAAGAAAGACUUGGUAAAGCUACAAGCAGGAGAAUAUGUAUCUCUGGGCAAAGUAGAGGCAGCACUGAAGAACUGUCCAUUGAUUGACAAUAUCUGUGCUUACGCCAAAAGCGACCAGUCUUACGUGAUCAGUUUUGUGGUUCCUAACCAGAAGAGGCUGACAGCGUUAGCUGAGCAGAAAGGCAUCAGUGGAACCUGGGUAGAUAUUUGUAACAAUCCUACAAUGGAAGCUGAAAUACUGCGAGAGAUUAAAGAAGUGGCAAACAAGAUGAAAUUAGAAAGGUUUGAAAUACCCAUCAAAGUACGGUUAAGCCCUGAACCAUGGACCCCAGAGACUGGGUUAGUAACAGAUGCUUUCAAGCUGAAAAGAAAAGAACUGAAAAACCAUUACCUCAACGACAUCGAAAGAAUGUAUGGAGGCAAAUAAACAAGUUACGUUGACCAGACGGUUGUGCAGAUGGUUCCUUCUCAUGCCUCAAUUUUGGAUGUCUGUGUAUACUGUAGAUGUCACACAUUCAGAAAAUACCCCAAACGCAUGAAUGUUUCUAUGAUCUCUAUCAAGUACAACAGAGAAUAUCUUAGAGUCCAAAUUCUUAAUUAUUAGCAGAUUAGACACUGAUGGUCUUCAUAGAGGCUCAUGUGAUCAUCUUCAGUUUUGAGACAGGCA
Molecule: messenger RNA, 2376 nt
Organism: Charadrius vociferus (killdeer)
Lineage: Eukaryota; Metazoa; Chordata; Aves; Charadriiformes; Charadriidae
Gene: ACSL4
Product: acyl-CoA synthetase long-chain family member 4
Exons: 14
Coding region: 1-2136 (711 amino acids)
Biological process (GO): neuron differentiation; long-chain fatty-acyl-CoA metabolic process; long-chain fatty acid metabolic process
Cellular component (GO): endoplasmic reticulum; plasma membrane; lipid droplet
Molecular function (GO): arachidonate-CoA ligase activity
Source: RefSeq, a predicted model, not a curated record